Messenger RNA from Huiozyma naganishii CBS 8797, 783 nucleotides. RefSeq names its product holo-[acyl-carrier-protein] synthase (gene LYS5). Gene Ontology annotation, molecular function: holo-[acyl-carrier-protein] synthase activity; magnesium ion binding. The record is from RefSeq and is a predicted model, not a curated record. NCBI's taxonomy places the organism in Eukaryota, Fungi, Ascomycota, Saccharomycetes, Saccharomycetales, Saccharomycetaceae. The transcript has a single exon. Bases 1 to 783 code for a protein of 260 amino acids. Gene Ontology annotation, cellular component: cytosol.
AUGAUAACUGGGGGUUCGAUAUUGGUGCUAGAUGUCGAGACCGCUGGGCUACGCGAUGACUUCGUCUUUGAAACGGCAAUGAGGUUGCUGCCAUUGUCGUGGCAGACGGGCAUUCUGCGGAAGAGGGCACGGUGUGAUCAGAACAAAGCACUGUGCAAUAGGCUAUUACAGAUAUACGGCUGUUUGUUGUACUCGAACUGUUCUAGCUACGAUGCGCUACAAUUCGGUAGAGGGCCUUGGGGCAAACCCUUUCUGAUAAACGAGCUUGUAGAUAAGAAAUUGGCGUUUAGCAUGACCAACGGCGAUAAGUACGUGGCAAUGUACGUGGCAUGUUGUCCCAAAAAUAUCGGGAACUUUGAAGUUGGUAUCGAUAUUGCGUCACCUGCGGACCUCAAGACGCCGAAUGAAGUAGAACUGUACCGGGACAUAUUUACGGAAGAAGAGUACGGUUACGUGGCAAGCCCUCUCGGGAACAUCCAUGAGAAGUUUGCCUUUUAUUGGUCAUUGAAGGAAUGCUACACGAAAUACAUUGGCAACGGUCUGAACUCUGACUUGAAGCAGAUCGAUUUUGGUAUCGUAGACAUGCAUCUAAAGACAUUCCGGAAGUGUAUAAAUCCAGACAGGCCCGUUAUCUACCACACCAUAUGGAUCGACCAUCGCAGAGAGGUCAUCAGUGUAUGUUGUGACGAUGUGGACCUCCAAUUGUGUCUAGAGACUCCUCGAUUAGUUACUGUAUCUUUUGAUGAAGUGCUAAAGGUCCUUGGAUUAAACGCAUACGCAUAA